UCCCUGGAUUUACGGAGUAGGGGUUUCAGCUCAUACAGAAUAUCCACGGAACCGAGGCUGCAUUUUCUGUCCCGCGUCGCGCAGCAGGAUACCCAGCUUGCCGCAGGAUUCCAUUCAGCCCAUCUUGGGCCGUCGGCCUUGCCAACUGAGUGGGCCCUACGUCUAUUACGAGCGGUUGGAACAGAAGACCGCUUCCCCUGACAUUCUGACAAAGAUCUGAUGAACCUAAAGCUCCUGCAGCUCGGGUCUCGCGCCUAGAGCCACUUUCCGUCGUCCUCCUACGGUUCCCGGUCCUUGGUCGUGUCGCUCGCGAUUUAGCUUUGGCUACUCCGUACCAACCAUCCCCGAAUGUCCUCGACGACCUAGACGGCCUCGACCGAAUCAGCCGCGACCGUCCUCGUCUGCGCAUUAUUUGGGGCGGGCAAUGGCGUCCAAAGCAAUAGCGCUGGUUGGCGCACUGCUGCUUGCAGCUGCCGGCGUGAAUGGACAAUCGGGCAAACUAGAUGUCGACUUGGAUUCUCCUGACUCGAUCAAGGCGGCCGCAAAAAUCGUCGCGAAGAACCUGUACAAUUACUACCCCGGAGACCAACCCGGCAGGACUCCGGGCAUCCUUCCGGGGCCGCCACCGGGUGGCCCCUACUACUGGUGGCAGGCCGGGGCCAUGUGGGGGACCUUUAUCGACUACUGGUUCUACACGGGCGAUGACACCUACAACGCCGAGGCGACGCGCUCCAUUCUCUUCCAGGCCGAUCCCCCGGUCAACGCCUUCAUGCCUCGCAACUGGACGGCCUCGCUGGGCAAUGACGACCAGGCCUUUUGGGGCAUGGCCGCCAUGCUCGCCGCCGAGGUGAACUUUCCCAACCCGCCCGAGGACCAGCCGCAGUGGCUCGCCCUCGCCCAGGCCGUCUUCAACACCCAGUUCCCCCGCUGGGAGGUGCAGGACUGCAACGGCGGCCUGCGGUGGCAGGUCGUGAGCACCAAUGGCGGCUACGACUACAAAAACACCAUUGCAAACGCCUGCUUCGUCAACCUUGCCGCCCGCUUGGGCCGCUACACCAACAACGCGACCUAUGGCCAAUGGGUCGACAAAGCCUGGGAUUGGAUGUGGGGCGUUGGCUACAUCACCGAAGACUACAACGUCCUGGACGGCGGCCGCAUCCCGUUCAACUGCACUGACCUUAACCCGGUUCAAUUCUCGGCCAACGCCGCCAUCCUCAUCCACACCACCGCCAUCAUGUACAACUGGACGGAAGGCGCUGUCCGCGACAUAUGGCGCGAGCGCACCACCAAGCUCGUCAACCGCACCAUCGAGCACUUCUUCCCCGACGGCAUCAUGGUAGAGCGGCCGUGCGAGCUCGAGGACCGCGUGCAGUGCAACACGGACCAGCACUCCUUUAAGGGGUACAUGCACCGUGCGCUGGCGACCGCCGCCGUGGUAGCGCCAUUCACGCGCGACAUCAUCCUCAAGACGUUGCGCUCGUCCACCGAGGGCUGCGUGAGCUCCUGCCUCGAGGACGGCACCUGCGGCUUCCGCUGGACCACGGGCGAGUACGACGGCGAUGUCGCGCACGGCCCCGCCGGCCAGCAGAUGAGCGCGCUCGCGGCCCUGUCGACGCUGCUGAUUGACCAGGAGAAGGUCCAAAAUGGCCCGCUGACGAAUACUACGGGCGGGACCAGUCGCGGGGAUCCGAAUGCCGGCGAGCGGUUUUCGGGGUUGGCGCCGCCGAAGGAGAUCACGGCGGGGGAUCGGGCGGGGGCCGCGAUUGUGACGGUUGCGGUGCUGGCGUCGUUUUUGGGGAGUGUUUUGUGGAUGGGUAUGGGGUGGUCUGAGUCCUAGGGGACGGCUCUGGGUUUGAUGAGGCGUGGUCGUUCAGCAUUCUCAUGCCAUUGUUUGGUGAUCUCUCUUGUCUUGUUAGCGAGCGAUGGAGCUGUCUGCUGAUAUUUAGACAGACAGAGGAGAAGAGAAGCGUUGUAGAGCAGAGCACAGCCGGGGGGUGGUUCACUUACGGGUUUGCUUUCGCCGGCGCUUUGGGAAUUUCGUACUUUCUACGGGCACGGAUUAAGUGCCAUCGUUUGGGACCGGGAUAUUGUGGUUUCGGAUUUUCCUGCGGAUUCAAAUUCAAUCUUCUGGUUGGCCGCUCUAGGACAUU
Parathielavia appendiculata is the source of this 2150-nucleotide messenger RNA. RefSeq names its product glycoside hydrolase family 76 protein. NCBI's taxonomy places the organism in Eukaryota, Fungi, Ascomycota, Sordariomycetes, Sordariales, Chaetomiaceae. Gene Ontology annotation, molecular function: mannan endo-1,6-alpha-mannosidase activity. Gene Ontology annotation, biological process: fungal-type cell wall biogenesis; carbohydrate catabolic process. The transcript is spliced from 3 exons. The record is from RefSeq and is a predicted model, not a curated record. Bases 425 to 1837 code for a protein of 470 amino acids.